CUGUAGCUAAACUUUUCGAAAAACUGGUAUACCUGCAGCUAAGUUCAUUCUUGAGGUUGAAUGGCAUUCUUGUGGAACAGCAGUCUGGCUUCCGUCAUCAACAUUCUACUGAAACUGCACUGCUUAGUUCUACAAAUGAAUGGUUGUUCAAUAUGGACAGAG
Molecule: messenger RNA, 162 nt
Organism: Paramuricea clavata
Lineage: Eukaryota; Metazoa; Cnidaria; Anthozoa; Malacalcyonacea; Plexauridae
Source: the annotation of a GenBank genome assembly